Leptinotarsa decemlineata (Colorado potato beetle) is the source of this 932-nucleotide messenger RNA. RefSeq names its product DDB1- and CUL4-associated factor 5. Gene Ontology annotation, molecular function: protein binding. Gene Ontology annotation, biological process: negative regulation of fatty acid biosynthetic process. The record is from RefSeq and is a predicted model, not a curated record. Gene Ontology annotation, cellular component: Cul4-RING E3 ubiquitin ligase complex; cytoplasm. Lineage: Eukaryota; Metazoa; Arthropoda; Insecta; Coleoptera; Chrysomelidae.
UGACAAACGCGUACUUCUCUGGUCCGUUGCUGGGGCCUUGCUGGGCAAGGGUACCCCAGCUGUAAUGAGAACAUCACAUAGAAGUAACAUUUUUUGUUUGACGUUCGAUUCUUGCAACGAAAAAAUAUUUUCCGGUGGUAACGAUGACCAAGUUCUCAUCCAUGAAGUCAAUACGGGUACUUUAAAAACAUCUAUCGCCCAUGAAAAACCAGUAUAUGGUAUAAGUAUACACCCUCAAAAUGAUGAAAUUAUAGCUACUGCAGGAGAAGAUGGGCGGAUAUUGAUUUACGAUACUAGAGAACAACCACAUCAAGAUUGUCAAGUUGUGGCUCAAAAGGAAAGUGGUUUCCACUCGGUUGUGUUUAACCCUUUGAAGCCCCGUUACUUAGUGACUGCCAACUCCGAAGAAGGUAUUGGUCUGUGGGAUUGCAGAAAACCGAAGACGCAACUUCUUCACUACGACAAACAAAGCGGCAAAACAAGCGGCAUCAGUGCCUGUUUUGACUCGACUGGUAAGAAAGUGCUGGCCCUAAGAAGACGUCUUCCACCUGUCCUAUACAUGGCCGAAUCUGAGUCUCCCGUUUGCCAAUUUUACCAUCCCCAAUACUACAAUUCGUGUACUAUGAAAACUUGCUGCUUCGCCGGAUACAACGAUGAGUACAUACUGAGCGGAUCUGAUGAUUUCAACUUGUACAUGUGGAAAAUACCACAGGACGAUUCUGAAUGGGGUUCUUCACAUAUGGUGCUUCGUGGACAUCGGUCUAUAGUGAAUCAAGUGCGAUAUAAUAGGCAUAACUUUUUGAUAGCUUCUUCUGGAGUAGAGAAAAUAGUCAAAGUAAGUUUUUCAAUUCAAUUCAAUUCUUUAUUUAUCCAUUCGAGCAAAUACAGCUAUAGGACAAGUCAAAAAACAUAUAGACAUACAACAAAGUACA